UCUCUUUACCAAUAUCUUCGCAUUAUCAUAUUUCAAUCCACAAGAUGUUCACGCUUUCCGAGGAGUCGAAGGAGCGCAUCGGCAAGAUCAUCGAGGUCUCGCGCAUUGCUAUUCACUACGGAUAUCUACCUCUCGUUCUCUAUCUUGGCUGGACGCGCAGCGAGCCUCGUCCCGCAUUCAUCCGUCUCCUCUCUCCUCUCUCCUAAGCAACACCGAUACUAUUCGAACCGAAACUCUGUAUUAUAGACCAUCAUCACUGGGGGGUCACAGGCAUUUUCGCAGUCAUGGCUGCCUGGGUUGGGCUGUUAAUUCUGGGGAGGCCGGGGUGUAAGUGAGGGCUGGCAUACGGCCGACGACCCCCUCACUCAUGAUCUGUACAAUUAUUGCAAACAAUAAAAAAUGAUGAAAUCUGCUCCAAUAACACUUCCCUUGGUCGCACAAACAUCUGAUGGGGCAUGGUUUCCAGUGCA
Messenger RNA from Sodiomyces alkalinus F11, 470 nucleotides. RefSeq names its product TOM7 family protein. The transcript is spliced from 5 exons. Gene Ontology annotation, cellular component: mitochondrial outer membrane; mitochondrial outer membrane translocase complex. Lineage: Eukaryota; Fungi; Ascomycota; Sordariomycetes; Glomerellales; Plectosphaerellaceae. The record is from RefSeq and is a predicted model, not a curated record. Gene Ontology annotation, biological process: protein insertion into mitochondrial outer membrane; protein import into mitochondrial matrix. Bases 45 to 206 code for a protein of 53 amino acids.